Molecule: messenger RNA, 1071 nt
Organism: Cygnus atratus (black swan)
Lineage: Eukaryota; Metazoa; Chordata; Aves; Anseriformes; Anatidae
Gene: BMP15
Product: bone morphogenetic protein 15
Exons: 2
Coding region: 1-1071 (356 amino acids)
Biological process (GO): SMAD protein signal transduction; BMP signaling pathway
Cellular component (GO): extracellular region
Molecular function (GO): cytokine activity; growth factor activity
Source: RefSeq, a predicted model, not a curated record
AUGGCUUUGCUCCGUACCUUCACCACCACCACCCUCCUCCUCCUCCUCCUCCUUGCCGUGCCGCUCUCCCGGGCUGCGAGCCAGACCCCCCCAUUGCCCCUCCUGCAAGCGCUGCGGGCGCAAGCACCGGGCAGCCGGGGCUGGCGGGGGGGGCCGGCGAGCGGGCCCCCCCUGCGGUACAUGCUGGAGCUGUACCGGCGUGCCGCCGACCGCGAGGGCCGGCCACGGCGUGGCCGCAGCCCGGGCACCAACACUGUCCGCUUGGUGCGGGCGGCUUCCCACGGGGGACAGCCCUGGGCAGGUCGCUGGUACGUGCAGCCCCUCGCCUACCGCCUGGGCGGCCAACCCGAAGCUGAGCAUCUUCUCCGCGCCACCGUGGUCUACCCGCAGAGCCUGUCGCUGCCCCGUGGCCGGCUUCUGUGCGCCCUGGAGCUGGUGGCCACCGCUGAAGCCCCCCCGGUGCUGCUCAGCCCCACCGCCCCACCGCGUCGCGGCUGGACCGAAGCGGACGUCACCCCCUACUUGUCUCCGGGGAACGGCAGCGCGGAGAGGACGCUGGCCCUGCGGCACGUCUGCGUGCGAGCUGGCCGCGCCGCCGCCCCGCCAGCCCCACCGGCCCCCGCGGACCCCUUCCUCCUCCUCUUCCUCAAUGACACUCAGAGCGGGACACUGCCGGAGCCGCGGCGGAGCCGGCGAGACGCGGGGACGCUGGUCCAUGACCUGCCCGGCUACCUGCGGGAAGCCGGGGGGGAUAAAAGCGACUGCUCCCUGCGCUCCUUCCCCGUCAGCUUCGCCCAGCUGGGCUGGGACCACUGGAUCAUCGCGCCCCACCGCUACAACCCGCGCUACUGCAAGGGCGCCUGCCCGCGGCUUCUCCGCGAUGGCUACCACGCGCCCAACCACGCCGUGGUGCAGAACUUGGUCCACCAGCUGGUGGAUGCCACCGUCCCCCGGCCGUCCUGCGUCCCCUACCGCUACAGCCCCAUCAGCGUCCUGAUGAUCCAGCACGAUGGGGGCAUCCUCUACAAGGAGUACGAGAACAUGAUUGCAGAGUCCUGCACCUGCCGGUAA